This is a messenger RNA of Thrips palmi, 1033 nucleotides long. RefSeq lists its product as uncharacterized. The transcript has 6 exons. NCBI's taxonomy places the organism in Eukaryota, Metazoa, Arthropoda, Insecta, Thysanoptera, Thripidae. Bases 113 to 994 code for a protein of 293 amino acids. The record is from RefSeq and is a predicted model, not a curated record.
UGUGUCAACUGAGUGCACUGUUUUUCGAGAGUCCGGCCAAGAGGUCCCGCCUUUUAAAACAGCGCCGCGCGCAGUCCGAGGCCUGAGCAACGCCUAACGCCAAGCCGUCAACAUGCUACGCAUCCUUCUCGUCGCGGCCGUCGCCCUGGCCGGCUCCGUCCAUGGGGGCUGGCUACAGCCAGGCACCACGCCCAACAAGUUCAUCGUGACCUACAGCCUCUUCCCGGACCCCCUGCACGCCUUCAGCUUCUACACCAUGCCCCGCACCAUCGCCGAGGCCGAGAAGGACCACUUCGCCCAGGUGUCCACCAACGACGCCGACAGCACCACCCUGUGGUGCCGCAAGAACGACUUCAGGGUGUGCGUGUACUUCGACCAGCGGGGCAGCGUGGCCGGCAUCCAGAGCUCCGUGAGAGUGAGCGAGGUAGAGAAGGCCAAAGUUCCCCUUGACCUCCUUGCUAUCCCCGAGUGGCGCCAGCAGACCCUUCUCGGCGAGGAAGUCUACUCCACUGUGGCCUACUUCCAGCCCCGCGACCAGCUCCUGACCGGCGGCCGCGCUCUGACUGAGGAGACGCACACCGCCCCCGACGGCAUCUACCUGCUGCAGACCGACCGCAACGGCGUCGAGACCGGCCGGCUGCACGUCGCCAACGCCCAGUCUCAGGCCGAGGCCGCCGGCUUCGACGAGCAGGCCUGUUUCCCCGGCAUGGGCAAACACUACUUCCAGAACCUCAAGAAGGACGGCACCUGCGAGGCCCACCGCCCCUACUUCCUGCUGUUCGGACCCAAGAGCAAGGAGCUCCAGGGCUUCGGUUUCGUCCAGUACGGCAAGGUUAGCCAGGGCCGCGGCUGGUUCGAGACUCCCCCGGCAGUCGUCUCCAAGAUCAUCGCCCCGAAGUCCCCCGACUGCCUGACGAAGUGGAUUAAGAAGUACGGCGUGUUCUCCAUCCACGUUUACUUCGUGGAGAAGCCCUGGUACACCCGCUGCUGGUAGUCGCGCUGCGAACGUGGAAUAAAUGGCGAUGACUAUUUA